Molecule: messenger RNA, 14526 nt
Organism: Oryctolagus cuniculus (rabbit)
Lineage: Eukaryota; Metazoa; Chordata; Mammalia; Lagomorpha; Leporidae
Source: RefSeq, a predicted model, not a curated record
UAUUUUUUUUUCGGAAGGAAGAGUUACAGAGAGGCAAAAGGCAGAGAGACAGAGAGAGAGAGACAGAGAGAGAGAGAGAGAUCCAGAGGUCUUCCAUCCACUGUUUCACUCCCCAGAUAGCCGCAGCUACUGGAGCUGGGCCAUUUCGAAGCCUGGGUCUCCCACAUGGGGCCCAAAGACUGGGGCUGUCUUUCACUGCUUUCCCAGGCUGUAGCAGAGAGAUAGAUCCUAAGUGGAGCAGCCAGGACUUGAACCAGUGCCCAUAUGAGAUGCUGGCACUGCAGGUGGUGGCUUUACCUACUAUGCCACAGAGCCGACCCCCAAAAUUUUAUUUUGUAAUUUUGGUAGAAAUUACACUUAUACAGAUGUGAGUUCUUUAAAGACAGGUGCCCUGUCCAAUGUCUUUCAUGAACUUUUGUGUUUGAUAAAAUUUAUUCUGUGUUGCUGCCCUUGAAAAGUCAGCCCUGCCAGUUAAGCAGUUAAUACCUUGUGAACCACAUGGCAUUUCUUAUGUUUAAAUUACAGUGGUUGUAUUCUAUUUGCAAGAUUUUUGAUUGGUUCUUCUCUGUAUCAGUUUUUUUUCAUUUCUGCUUAUUUAUAGUUAUUUGGCCCCUUUUUAUUAUUUUACCUCUGUGAAUCUUUUAAAUGCUUAUUUUAACGUGUUCUUCAGAUCAUUUGAUAAUUUAAAAAUUUGUCUAUAAUGAAUUUAUGUUGUGAUGGUUGAUAUUGUGUUUUCGUAAUGUUCUGUAAAUUUGCAGGCACAUUCCAAUAGAGGCUUUUUUUUUUCCUUUGUCCUGUGUCUCCCUCUGUAUUUAUUUUUGUGAUUUGCCCUGCUGGUCUAGCAGAUUUGUAGUUGUUUCUGCCUGGCUUUGGUGAUCACAGAUCAGAAUCAGGUCUGUGUUGGUGGAUCAGAGCCCCAGCCCCAUGGGGACGCUGGGGACAUCACAGAUUUAGUCACUGAGUCAGCUGGCAUUAGGUCAGCACCUUUCUAUAAGCUGAAGUCUCAGUGCAGUUAGCAGAAGUCUUUUUCAAUCUACUUUCAUAACUGAAGACUGCCAUCUCAGCCGCUGGUUUUAAGCAAAGAGCUUGGCUACCCACCCUGCUUCAUCUGACACAGUUUUAUUUACAGUUACCCCAUAGGGGUAACUGUGCUUCUUCCAGAUAAGGGCCUGAGUCCAGUCAGCUUUUGGGUUCAGCUUGCCUCAUGCUUUGUGUUACUGUUAGAUCUAUGGAAAUGUUUAACAUGUUUUAGGGGCAUAGCUAUGUCACUUUAGUGAUUUGUUUUCACAUUUUGUCUGUUAUUUUGCUGUGUUUGUUGUGAAGAAAGGAGAGCAGUGCCAGAGGUGGGGGUGUGUUAACUGCUGGUAUUAGAAGAGCAUCCAGACUCCUUAUUUUAUAUUUAAGAUUCUGUUUUUACAGCUUCUGCUCAGUUCCCCAGUUCCUAAAGCUCUUCAGUGUCAUCUGUGUACCACUUCUGUGCCGGGUGAGCCCCGCUGUACUUCUGUGUAGCACUCUGCUUGCCUCAUUCUAGUUCCUUGCUAUUAUACUAUGCAGCAUCUGCUUAUAUGUUUUUAAGGGCAAAGACUACUUUAUUGCUUGUAUCAAACACUGCUCCUGGUACUUAAUAGGUGCUAAAUAUUGCAGAGCCAUGGGUGUUCCCAAGUAAUUUUCAUAGUAUGUGGUUAAAAGAAUUGAAAACUAUUCUAUAUGUCAUUAUUUUUAGGUGAAAUGUGAGCUGUUUCAUGAGAAUGUAUGUGUGUAUAGAGGGUGGCAUAGGAUAAUGUGUUCCAGGGGGUGGAGCAGUGUGGGAAAAGCAUGAAGGUCUGACUUCACGUAGGUGUUUCUAAGUAGACAUCCUGGAUUCUAGAAAUGGGAAGGGAGAUUGAAAAAGCUGGAGGAGACCAAAUCAGGACCCAAGUCAUUUAUAUCCUAGGAAGUUUGGACCGUAUCCUGUAGGGAUUAAGGAGCUAGUAUUAGAAGAUUUCAGUUAGGGGAACACCUUACUAAGAUUUUACUCUGAAAAAAUUAUUCUGACAGACAUUUUGGUUAGAUGUCAAUUAAAAAGACGGAUUACACAUGCAGUAUUUGCUUCUUUUAACUUUGUCUUAGUUUUCACUUCUUUUCAUGUUCCCUUUAAAUCAGAUUGAGUUACAGUUUCUUUUUCUUGCCAAUCUGAUGAUUUUCUUUAGCACAAUAAAUUGUUUUUAAGCAGACCACUGUAAUAAUAGGUUAGUGAGUAUUGUAACAGACCUGUAUGCAGCAGUUCCUAGGGAAUUAUAAGUCCUCCUCCUCCCCGCCCCCGAAAGUGGGAACUUAGUAUAUGCAGAAUUCCUGUUUUGGGAAAGAAAAUAGAAGUACAAGCCGGCGCCGCGGCUCACUAGGCUAAUCCUCCGCCUAGCGGCGCCGGCACACCGGGUUCUAGUCCCGGUUGGGGCGCCGGAUUCUAUCCCGGUUGCCCCUCUUCCAGGCCAGCCCUCUGCUGUGGCCAGGGAGUGCAGUGGAGGAUGGCCCAGGUGCUUGGGCCCUGCACCCCAUGGGAGACCAGGAGAAGCACCUGGCUCCUGGCUCCUGCCAUCGGAUCAGUGCGGUGCAUCGGCCGCAGCGUGCCGGCCGCGGCGGCCAUUGGAGGGUGAACCAACGGCAAAGGAAGACCUUUCUCUCUGUCUCUCUCUCUCACUGUCCACUCUGCCUGUCAAAAAAAAAAAAAAAAAAAAUAGAAGUACAGUUAAACAGUGGGAUUAUAUGUCAUUAAAGUUAAGACAGAGUUUACAAAUCUAAAAUUUGGGUGAGAAUAAUGGGUUACUAAUUUUUUUCCUUAGUAUUUCUCUGUAGAUUAAAAGAUUAGAUACUUAUGUGUAUGAAUGGAUUUACCUAUGAGGAUUUCUCAGCUCUUUGCAGGUAAUGAAACACAGAACUUGGUAGUAGUUGUUCAGCGCGUGGGAGAAACUGGUGAAGCUUGGAGGUGUCUGGCUCUGAUAUCUACUUUGAAAGCUGAGGGAAUCAGUUUUUCUGCUUACCCAGACCAUUCUUGACCCAGUAGAUAAGUUGUCCCAACUAUAAGGCCUAUGAAAUUUAUAAAUGCUUAUGUUUUUCAGUUUCUAUUCUAGCUGAUAUUUAGCCUUUCAAAUUCUGAGGUUGAAUAUGUAUUUUGUACAAAGUGUGUUUAGAUGAUGCUACUAUGUUCUUGCAUCUUUUAUUUGGGGAUGGUUUGCUACAAUCCACAGAAUAUCUUUUGGUUUUCAAUAAACUGUUCUUAUUUUCCUACAUGUGCAUACUUUGCAGUGUUUCACACUUACCAGAUUCAUUCAUUUUAUUUAUGAGAUAGUAACAAAGAUGAAAUAAAGUCGUUAUACUUGAAGUGUGGUCGUAAUUUGAAAUCAAUCUCUUAGAUCUUUAGUGGAGAUUGUAAUAACAAGGGAAGUUUAUGUGAAAAGGAAAUGUUAAACUAAAUAAUGAUUAUUUUGAUGUAAUAUGUUUUCAAAAAGCCAAGAAAAAAAAAGUGAUUAAUGAAGAUGCUACUUUAUUUUCUUUUUGUCAGGGUGGACUGAUCCUUUUGGGAUUUACAGUUAAAGUAAUCUUUGCAAAAUUAUUAUAGUUAAUUCAUCAUGCAAAAGUUAUAAGAAUCUAACUUUGCUUUCUUUUUUUUAAUAUUUUUUUUACCAGAAACCUUUUAUUUAAGGAAUACAAAUUUGCUGCAUUUCAUAAAUACCACCUUAGGAACAUAGGAUUCUUCCCCUCCGUCCCUGCCCUCCCACUCUUUGAAUAUUCUUUCAUUGGUUCCGUUUCCCCAAUACCAUGGAAGUUUUGCUCUGUAACGAGGCCUGUGAUGUUAUUCCUAAGGGGGCCUUUCUGGAUGUGAAUUGUCUUCUUCCAAGUGGACAAUUUAGGAGUGAAUCUGAUUCAGACCAGGAUGUAGCACUCAAACUUGCCCAGGAGCGAGCUGAAAUAGUUGCUAAAUACGACAGAGGACGAGAAGGUGCAGAGAUUGAACCUUGGGAAGAUGCUGAUUACCUUGUUUACAAAGUUACGGAUAGAUUUGGCUUUUUACAUGAGGAGGAGCUCCCGUAUCAUAAUGCAGCUGUGGAACGGCAAAAGCAUCUCGAAAUUGAAAGAACUGCCAAAUGGCUGAAAAUGCUAAAAGGAUGGGAAAAAUACAAGAACACCGAAAAGUUUCACAGGAGAAUUUACAAAGGAAUCCCACUCCAGCUCAGAGGUGAAGUCUGGGCUCUCCUUCUUGAGAUCCCUAAAAUGAAAGAAGAAACAAGAGACCUUUACAGUAAAUUAAAACACAGAGCACGGGGUUGUUCACCUGAUAUCAGACAAAUAGACCUUGAUGUCAACCGCACAUUUAGGGACCAUAUUAUGUUUAGAGACAGAUAUGGUGUUAAGCAACAAUCUUUAUUUCAUGUGCUUGCUGCAUAUUCUAUUUAUAAUACGGAAGUCGGGUACUGUCAGGGGAUGAGCCAGAUCACAGCUCUGCUCCUCAUGUAUAUGAACGAGGAAGAUGCCUUCUGGGCCCUUGUCAAACUCUUCUCAGGCCCCAAGCACGCCAUGCAUGGCUUUUUUGUCCAAGGUUUUCCUAAACUCUUGAGGUUUCAAGAACAUCAUGAAAAAAUAUUGAGUAAAUUUCUGUCCAAGCUUAAGCAGCACUUGGAUUCCCAAGAAAUCUACACCAGUUUUUAUACAAUGAAAUGGUUUUUUCAAUGUUUCCUUGAUCGUACUCCCUUUACCCUAAACCUCAGGAUUUGGGAUAUCUACAUCUUUGAAGGAGAACGAGUUCUUACUGCUAUGUCUUACACAAUCUUAAAGUUACACAAAAAACAUCUAAUGAAACUGUCUAUGGAAGAACUUGUAGAAUUUCUUCAGGAGACCUUGGCAAAGGACUUUUUCUUUGAAGAUGAUUUUGUAAUAGAGCAACUUCAGAUUUCUAUGGCAGAGCUAAAGCGGGCAAAAUUAGAUCUUCCAGAACCUGGUAAAGAGGAUGAAUAUCCAAAGAAGCCUCUGGGGCAGCUUCCGCCGGAAGUUCAGUCUGGCGGCCUGACUCAGCUGAGUAAUGGACAGAGGAGUGUCGGCAGGCCCAGUCCCCACACGAGCGGCAGGAGAGAAAGUGGAGCGUCGCCCUCCAAGAAGCACGAGCACUCCCCGCACCACCCGAGCAGAACCGGGACGCCGGAAAGAGGCAGGCAGCUGAGGCGGAAGUCGGUAGACGAGGACAGCAAAAAGCUGAAAGAUGAGGCCGAGUUUCCAAAAAAGCUUUCUUCGGGUCUGCAGGACAGUUCCAAGCAAUAUAACCACGCGACUGCUAACCAGAAUAGCAAUGCCACUUCGAAUGUCAGGAAGGAGUUUGUGCCCAAAUGGAAGAAGCCGUCAGACACGGGCGCCCUGGAAAGAACUGCCCAGUACGCCUUGGAAGGACACAGCAGGGCAGUGCACCCCACCCUCCCGGUCACCGCGCCAGGCUCUGCUGACGUUCGCGCGCCCAACGGGAGGCAGAAGAUCAAGGUCUUGGACGCGGACGACGGGAAGCGCGGCUCCACCGCCUCGCAGUAUGAUAAUGUCCCUGGGACGGAAAAUGAGGUGGGAACUGCUGUGGAGGGUGCUCUAGAGAGAGCUUACUCUCAGAGCCCCCGGGACGCCGGGUACCCCAGCAGUCCGAGAAAGCACGCCGAGGCCAGCCCUAGCCCCUCCAAAGUAGCCAGCAGGUUUACUUUUACAGUGCCGCCUCCCGGGCACGCCAGGUACCCGUCCCAGCUGGAAGGGGAGGAGCGCGGGCCGGUGCUCCCGCCGUCUUACAGCAACCCCCCUGUCUACCACGGGAGUUCUCCAAAGCACACGCCCGCUGCUCAGAGCAGCUUCGCGUCCCCACCGUUCAGCCCCGGGGCUCAGGGGAACCCUUCCCGGAGGCCGUACGGCUCCACUCUGUCCGUGGGGUUUUCCCCUGAGAAGGCCUACGGCCGGCCCGCGCCCAUCGUCCUGCCGUCUAGUCGCAUUGAAGUCCUUCCUGCUGAGACUGGUGCCGGGGGCUACUCGGGCAAUGCAGGGUCACCAAAGAACGGAAAAUUCAUCAUUCCUCCCGUGGAUUAUUUGCCAGACCACAGAAAGUGGUCCGAAGUGAGUUACAGGUACAAACCUGAGAUGCACGGCCCAUCGUGGCCUCCAGACGCCAGCCGUGGCCACGUGAGCGGUUUCCCGAAAUACCCCGCCUUUCAGCACGUGCCCUUCCAGGCCCACGACCUGCCCGCAGUCUCCGUCGACAGUCCAGUGCGGUACAGAACCUCGCCAGCUGUCGAGGGUGCCAGCCCGUCCAGGUGUCAGUAUUCAGGGCCCUCGCCGCCAGCCUACCACUACAGAAACCGGGACGGGCUUUCUGUUCAAGAGUCAGUGUUGCUGUGAGACCGCUGUGCGCCCUCGCUCACGCCAAGUGAACAGAAACCGUAUGGAAUACAGUUGCUAUGUCGAUGAUUGCCAAAGCAGUAUUUUCUACUAUUGUAAACAACUCGCACAGUUCUGCUGUAUGUUAGUAACAAAAAAUCUACGGAGAUGUUUUCAUCCCCAUGUAGAUGUGCUUAAGAGGAGCAUUUUGAAUCGCAUCACCACUGAACCUGGAAACACAGCAAUAGCGUUUAGGGGUGCACGCACAAUGAUCACUCGUUCCUCAGCUCCAUUGGUAUCUUCCCCCAAAACCUGAGCGGUUUUACUCUUAUUGGCCCAUUCUAUUUUGACUAAUGUUACGAAGCACUGAACAACUAGAAUAUUUUUUAAGCUCUAUGUAGUAAAACAUCUUUUAAUAGUUAUAGGCAUCGAUGCAUACGUAUUUGGACACAGAACUGAAGAAACAUUUUUAAAAUGUGCUUUUAAUCGAGAUCCCUGGAAUAAGCCGUUGUUCGUCUUUUCGUUAAAUUGUCUGUUAGUCCAGUCUCCCCCAUUUCCUCAGUCCAGGUCCUGACCUGACUGUAGAGUCUAUGCUGACUUGUUUAGUGCAGCAGCUCACAGAAUGCUUAUCAUUCGCCUUCAGUGGCCGCCCUUUUCUUUAUCAGUCUGAAAAUUAAAGACUUCGGAGUGAAAGGAUAGCCAUUUAAUGGUGCUUAAAAUUAAGGCAGUUAACGUAAGUUUAUGGCCAAAGGUGCAACGCUCAGAGCAUCCACUUCCCGAGGCGAGUCGUCGCGCGUGUGUGCCCCUUGGCUCUGGUCUGACUCCUGCAAAGCUCUGAGCAGACUCCGGAGCUCCCCUGGGGACGCCUCCACCAGGUCAUCCUUUACUGAUGACCCGGCACCCACACGGACAGCAGGAUAGCAGCUAGGUUCCUUCUCGCCUCUGCCCCUUCACUCCAUGCAGGGGCUCACGUCAGGGGGCCCUCACGGUGGUCCUGCACGAGAUCUUUCUCUGCCAGUCUUUCUGUAUAGAAGUGGAUAUCACUGGACGUAUCCAUGUUCAAAUUGUUUUUCAAAAAUCCUAAUUAUUAGGAGCCUAGAAUUUUGAUCUUUAAAAAAAUAUGACUUUCAUACUUUCAAAAUUCUUUUUUCUGCUUCAGAGAAAACAAAUUCAAGUUCAUGGAGCGUAGGAAGCAGGGAUGUUUUUAAAAAUAUUGUUACACUAAAGUUACCAAGAUACUGGCAAAGUUUUGGGGAUUCCCACAAGGCACGGCCUUGUGUUUAAUCAGAGAGCUUGUUUUCCACAUUUCUUUGCUCACAUUUGAAUAGUAGAGAAUUAGAAAACAUAACAUUGCUGGUUCUUCCUGUUGCAAGCUGGGGCUUUAAGCUUUCAAGGUACAAAAAUAUGUCUUUUAAAAUCAAAGUAAUAUUGGUUUAGCUAGUGAAUGUGACAGUGAUUUUUAUGUAUAUAAUGAGUCUAAUGUAAUUUUAAUCAACUUAGUAAUAAUGUUAUUAAAUGUCAAAACAAAUUCAAGUGUAUUAAAGCUAAACACUACACUGAUGCUAAACAAAAUCCCGAGAAAAUGAUGGGGCUCUUGAUUUAGAUCAUGUGGAAGCUGAGAAAUAAAUGUAUAUAAAGAUGUAGCUGAGGAUAUUACUUCCAGUGUUUAACCUCUGGUUCUGUGAUGUGUAAUAAAACCAAGCUGUACAAUUUAGUUGAUGAUGGCGGCAUCUGAGCUGCUCCAAAAAUAUAUAUAUCAACAGUGGUAAAUACUGUAGAUUUAUAUAUAUAUAUGCCAAAUAUAUAUAUAUAUACACACACGCACUAUUUUCCUAUGUUAUCUAUGACAUUUUUUAUCUGUAUACUUUUUGGAUGUGAUUGUUUUUAACAUGCUAAAAGUAAUAAGUGCAUUUUGUCUUGUGUCUUUGCAUUUUUUUUAAAUUAUAGCAGAAGUGUAGAGUCCCUGAUGCUUCUGAGGCUAAUUCUCUUCUAAUUUAGUAGACGUUGCUUGGUGUUGACCUGCGUUACUUUACCUGUUACGUGUUUAUUAAUUAUCUAUGUUACGUGUUUAUUAAUUAUCAGUAAGAUUGUAAUUAGAACUACACACCUUUGUUUUAUUUAAUAUGAGAUUAUUGUUAGCACUAAGAUAUUAUUUCCAGUCCUUCCCAUUAUAAAAUGUAGCCCUCGUUUUUUAAGUAAGAAACUUUAAUUUGAAAUUAUUUUGCCAGAAUACAAUUUAUUCUUUCAAAUUUAUUUUUUAAUAAAGGGUAAUGAAAUUAUGAUAAAAGAGGAAAUAAUAUUGGUAAAGCGGAUCAAAAUAUAUGAAAACCGUAGUUAGUAACGAUUUCGAUGGCAUGGAGACUACUCUAGCCGCGUGUGCUUGGUGUAGAUAUUUUGCUAUGAUUCACCAUAGUUUUGUGUAACAAAUACUUUGAUAUAGUUUUUAUUUUGUUUUUUAUAUUUAACUUAAAAAGUUAAAGAAAAGAGACCCAGAGUCUCAACAGGUUUUAAAAUGUUGACUGCUUUUCAGGUGUUUAUGUUUUUUAAAGUUUUUUUUUUAUGGAUGGCUUUUUUAAAAAUUCAGAUAUCUCAAAAUAUCAGUGGCAGAAUGUUUCUUGAAAGAAUGAAGAGAAUCAAUAGCAGCUUUCUGGAGAAGAGUAAUAGAUGUUUACAGACGUGUGGUUUAACCGUAUUUUCCCAUUUUAAGAAUGGCCAAUGCUAAAUGCUGUCGCACGCUGUGUGUCUGUUAAGCGGGCCUCUGCAGUUAUGUUGCAAACACAGGAACCAGAAACCAUACCUAGUCAGUACUUUGCUGAGGUCCCAUUUGCUUUUCACUUUUUUUUUUCCCUUAAGAUUUAUUUAUUAUUUAUUCGAAGGUCAGUGAGAAAGAGGGAGAAAGAUAUCUCCCUUCUGCUGGUGCAGUAGCCAAAUGGCCACAACAGCCUGGGCUGGGCCAAGCCAAAGCCAGGAGCCAGGAUCUCUGUCAGGUUCUCCUACGUGGGUGCAGGGGCCCGAGUGCGUGGGUCAUCUGCUGCUGCCCGCCCAGGCGCGUCAACAGGGAGCUGGAUCAGAAGUGGAGCAGCCGGGGAGUGGCGCUCCCAUAGGGGAUGCCGGUGUGGGCUUAACCUGCUGCGCCACAAGGCCAGCCACUGUGUCCUCUUCACUUUGAUGAUUCGAGAAAAACGUGCCAUGUCUGCAAGUGGGGAUUUGUUCACAGCCGGCCUAAGCUGUGUCUUCUAGAAAUAAGGUGAUUCUGGUUGCCUUUUAGAAUCACAACUUUUAUUUGGUGUGUACUUGACUGUGGUUGUACAUCUUAAUCUUACUCAAAUUAUGAUUUGGGGACUUUUAAACAAAUUUUAAUAACUUUUAAUUGUGUUUAUUUAAUAAGAAUAAUGCAUAUUGAUCAGAUGAAUUCCCCAAACUUUUAAGACCCAAAGUAUCCAUUUCGGUUUUUCAAGCAUUUAUGCAUUUCACUUUCAGGAGGAUUUCUAGUUGUCUAUAAAUCACAGCAUAACUGCCACGUUCUAUAUGAGAAAAAGGGAACUCAUUUAGGAUUUCCCAAGAGUGGGUCUUGCCUUUUAGCUGUUCUUUAGAAAUAUCUGGUGAACUUCUGCUGGUGUACCCACCCCAGACCGCUUAAAUCAGCACACCUGGGAUGGAACCUGGGCAUAGGGUGAUUGUGCUAUUCCCCUGUAAACUAGAGGUGGGUCACUAAGCUCUUACAAAAAAGAAUUCCCCUGAGAGUGAUUGUUCCGUGUUCCCCCUGUGGGCUAUCGGAAAUGCUGAACAGAUCGGGAGUUUCGGAAUUGAGAAACACUGAUGUCCCGAAGGUUCGAAGAAAUCCCACUGCAAAGAUGAAGGUUGCCGGCCGGCUCUCUACCACUGGUGGUGAGGACUCUCUGAAUGACUUCCUGGGGGGGAAGUGACGUCACCCAUGUAUUUUCUCUUUGGCUACCUAAAGUAGCCCUUCAAAUUACAGCCUUGUUAAGAUUUCCAUUUUCCCAGGCUACCUGUGUCUCAUUUUCUUAACUGAUAAGCUUAAAAACAUCCCGACUGUUUAGAAGGCUAAGCGCAUUUUAGGACCUGAGAAAAUGCUGACUAGUCCAUAUUUGGCUUAGUCAGCAUUUUAUUGAGCAUCUGGCAUGGAGGACUGUGCUGAGUUCUGGCUUCAAGAUGCGCGGCAGGUUUUGUAAUCAGCACGUCUCCGUGCAGUGUUGGAGCUAGGCACAGGCUGUCCCUGGAGGCACACUAAGGCAAACUGAACCGACCGUGAGGGACUUGGGGAAGCUUUGUGAGGCUCACUGACCAUGAAAGAAUUAGCGUAGUGGACAGACGAAAGGGACCAUUGGGGGCGGUGAUUCUCCACUCUGAUGUGGGGGGUGGGGUAGAGGGCUGAGAGAGGUUCCAAAUCGGGAGGGUCUUGAUCCUCAUCCUAGGCGGGUUCUGCGGGGGGCUUUGUUUCCGUUUCCUGUGUGGCCCCUCCAGGCUGUGGAGGUCCAAUGUGAGGAAGAAGCCUGGAAGUGGUUGGAAAGACAGGAGGCUGUGGCAAGUGUUUGGGCAAAAGGUGGUACAGCCCUGAAGGCCAGGGAGGAAGUCUUGGAAGGAAAGAUGUUUAAUUAGGGAACUAACUACUACAUGAAAUUGUCUUAACAGUUACGUGAGCGUAAGCCUAAUAACCCUAAUAAGAAAACUAGCUAACACUUAAUGAUCGCUGUGUGGCUGGCACUGUUCACGGAAUCCUCACAAUUACAAAGUAUCUGCUCAUGUAAUGCCCACUUUACAGAUGAGAAAACUAACACACAAAGUUGAAUACUUCCUGAGUGAAGCAGCUGGUAUGAGGACUCGAAUCCAGAGCCUGUUCUUGCCUCCCUCUCCCUGUAUGGAGUUAAGGAGGUGUGAAUUUGUCUGUCGUCGUAAAAUUGAUCUGUACUGAGUUUAUACUGAGUUGAUUUUUUAGUGAAUUUCAGAGCUGUGCAAACCGUCCCGAGCAAUUUGAGAAUACCUCUGUCAGAGCGAGAGAGCUUGUAUCCAAUUUGCUGUCAAACCCGUUCCCCCUCCCAGCCUCAAGCAACCAACAGUCCGCAUUCUGUCCUGGGGUUUCUUUUUCGGGACUUCUCACACGGACAGCAUCACACAGGGUUCCGUGUUUUACAUCUGGCUUCUUUUUGUUCAGCAGCAGAGCUCUUUGAGGCUUGUCCAUCUUGUGGCCUGUGUCAGUAAUUCCCUUUUUCUUGCUGAGUAGUAUUCCAGGGUAUGGUUAGGCCACGUUUUGUGUAUUCAUUUCACCAGGGGAUAGCCAUGUGGAUGGUUUUCUUGUGGCUCUGAUUGACACUGCCCUGACAGCCGAUGAUGCUGAACAUCUUUUCAUGUGCUUGUAAGCAAUGUGUGUAUCUUCUCUGGUGAAAUAUCGAUUUAAAUACUCUGCUUACUUUUAUUGACGAGUAAGAGGUCUUAGUAUAAUCUGGGUACAGACGUAAGACAUGGUCUGUGAGUGUUUUCUCCCAAUCUGUGACUUGCCUUUUCAGUUUCUUAAUCCUGUCUUUUGAAGUGCAAAUUUUGAAUCUUAAUGAAGCCCAAUUUAAUAGUUUGUUGUUGUCACAUGGAUUGUCCUUUGAAUACUGUCUUUCUGCCUAACCCGAGACCAUAAAGAUUUUCUCGUAGGUUUUACUCUGGAAAUUUUUUCAUGGUUCUCACUCUAAGUUUGCGCCUGUAAGCCAUUUUGAAUGAAUUUUUAUACGUCUUACAAGGUAAAUGUGUGUGAAUUCCUGUGUAUAUGCCCUCAGCACCAUGUAUUACAAUGUUUUUUCUCUAUUGUGCUUCUGUCAAGUCAUUGGAACAUACUUGUAUACGGUGAGAGGUUAUUUAGGUUUUGAAACUGGGCACUGUGUGUUUCCCAAUGGUGUCGGUUUUCAGGAUUGUUCUGACUGCUCGGGGUUCUUCACGCUUCUGUGUAGACAGUAGGAUCUGCUUAGCAGUUUCUGCAAAAAGAAAGCAGAAUCUGUAUCACUAGUUCAGGAAGAACUGCUUUCUUCCCCCAACUGACGCCAAUCUGUCAACACAGAACAGCUCUUUUUUUAUUUUUAUUUUUUUUAAGAUUUAUUUGUUUAUUGAGAGGCAGAGUUAGAGAGAGGGAGAGACAGAGAGAGAUGUUCCAUCCACUGGUUCACUCCCCCCAGAUGGCCGCAACAGCCAGAGCUGAGCCAAUCGGGAGCCAGGAACUUCUUCUGGGUCUCCCAUGUGGAUGCAGGGGUCCAGGGACUUGGGCCGUCUUCUACUGCUAUCCCAGGCCAUAGCAGGGAGCAGGACCGGAGGUGGAGCAGUGGGGCCUGGAAUCUGUGCCACAGGCAGGAGCUUAACUUACUACGCCACAGCGCUGGCCCCAGCUCUGUUUAUUUUAAUCCUUAUUUAUUUAUUUAUUUAUUUAUUUAUUUAUUUUUUAGUUUCAGUGUGUGCCUUGCACUUCGUUUGUUAAACUCCUUCCUGUGUUAUGCUCUCGGUGACUGGGCUGCUUGCUUCGAUGCCUGUGCUCUGAAAUGUGGAGUCUGCUGUCCAGGGCAGACAGAGUCAAGGUGGAUCUCCCUGGCCCCCAGCCCGGGCCGGAGGGUGGGGGCCGGGGCCGCUGCCGGGUCAGAUGCAUUCUGGAGAAGGAGCUGGUGUAGCGUCAGCAGGAAAGCGAUUGCUGUUUUGACGUGGGGAUUGACAGAUGGUGCUGUCAGACAGGCAGUUGGCCGUGCCGCAGAGGGAUCUGGGAGUUGCCAGCGUGAAGGAGUUGAGUGAAGCCUCGAGACGCCUGGCCCGGGGAGGUGAGCAAGCCGAGCGCCCAGGGGACUGCUGCUGAGAGCAGAAAUUGCCUGAAACUGGUAAAGAUGGUUUGCAGUUAUCAGCCAGAUGUGCACCUGCGAGUAAUUUCAGUCAGUGGAGUUUUUGGAAGGAGAGUGAGAACAGUGUCCCCGUACAUUUGUCAGUCUGGUACAGUGGACUGGGGGCUGUUAAAUCUGCCAUUAGCAGAGUGACCCCCUUCUGGGGCUCACACUCCUCAGCUGUAAAUACAUUUAAGAGGUGCCAGAGGGGCCGGCAUUGGGGCGAGCUGAGUUAAUGAACCACCACCUGUCGUGCUGGCAUCCCAUACGGGUGCUGGUUCAAGUCCCGGCUGCUCCACUUCCCAUCCAGCUCCUUGCUAAUGUGCCUGGGAAAGCAGCAGAGCACGGACCAAGUGCUUGGGCCCCUGCACCCACGUGGGAGACCUGGAUGGAGUUUCUCGCUCCUAGCUUUGGCCUGGUCCAGCCCUGGGUGUUUUAGCCGUUUGAGGAGUGAACCAGCAGAUGCAAAACUCUCUCUGUCUCUGUUUCUCUCUCGUUGCUCUGCCUUUCAAGUUAAUAAAAAUAAAUAUUUAAAUGAAAACAGAGGUGCCAGAGGGAAGGAACCUAGGCAGCCCUGGCAGCCGUGGAUGGAAUCUGGGCUGUUCGAGUGCCCAGUGCUUGGGUUAGAACUCUGGCCUUGAACUUCGCACCUGCAGCCAAGCCCUGUUCUAGGUCCUGGCGAAACCGCGCUCCCCUUUAUGAGGCUUAUUGCAUGGGGUGCGAGGAGUGAAUGAGCUGGUGUGUGUGUGUGUGUGUGGUGCUCAGCGCAGCGUCAUCCCCACAGCCAGGUUGAAUGUCAUCUGUUAGCCACAUGCCACCCCAGUGCCAGGUCUCAGUGGCCGAGAGGGACGUGGCCCUGUCCUCAUGGAGCAGAGGGAGGGUGGUGAAGAGGUGAGAGUGUGCAGGGGGACGUGCGGGAGAGACAGCGCGGUUGGGAUGGUUCGGGAAGACAGUUGGUGCCGUGGCUGAGGGAGGGGUCUGCGGCGUGAAACACUGCAGGUACCGGCCAAAGCCUCGGUUUGGAUUUGGCAGUCGGGAGCUUUGCCGUCAUCUGGUGUCAUUCCUGGGGCCGCCGCGAGAUGGGCGCAGCGGGAAGGGACGAUCAGCUAUUGAGCGGUGGCUGCAGGGAGGCAAGGGGCCAGUGAGGGCUUGGGAGGAGGGUGCGUGUAUCUGGGAAGAUAAUGUUAGAGAAACCCACCUGACUGCAGAGUUCUCCAGUGCUUCUACGUCAUCCCUUGCUUGUGCUGGUUUGUUACUUUCUGUUUCUGUAAGUAUUAAAACACCAAUUAUUAAA